Closterium sp. NIES-65 is the source of this 1281-nucleotide messenger RNA. The record is from the annotation of a GenBank genome assembly. NCBI's taxonomy places the organism in Eukaryota, Viridiplantae, Streptophyta, Zygnematophyceae, Desmidiales, Closteriaceae.
AUGCGCUCUCUCACGCGCUCUCUCAUGCACUUGCGCACGCGCUCCCUCACGCGCUCUCUCACGCGCCCCCUCGCGUGCUCUCUCAUGCGCCCCCUCACGCGCUCUCUCAUGCGCACUCUCACGUGCUCUCUCACGCGCACUCUCACGUGCUCCCUCACGCGCUCUCUCACGCGCUCUCUCACGCGCUAUCUCACGCGCUCUCUCACGCGCUCUCUCACGCGCUCUCUCACGCGCUAUCUCACGCGCUCUCUCAUGCGCACUCUCACGCGCACACUCAUGUGCACUCUCACGCACACACUCACGCGCACUCUUACGCGCACACUCAUGUGCACUCUCACGCACACACUCACGCGCACUCUUUCGCGCACACUCAUGUGCACUCUCACGCACACACUCACGCGCACUCUUACGCGCACACUCACGCGCUCUCUCACGCGCACACUCACGCACUCUCUCACGCGCUCUCUCCCCACUCUCUCACGCGCACUCACGCGCUCUCUCACGCGCAAUCUCACUCGCUCUCUCACGCGCACUCUCACGCGCUCUCUCACGCGCACUCUCCUGCGCGUUCGCUCCCUUGCACACGCUCUCCCUCGCUCUUCAAAACAACCCGCGCUGGCGCACCAACCCGCGCUCGAGCACCAGCCCGCGCUCGCGCACCAACCCGCGCUCGCGCACCCACCCGCGCUCGCGCACCAACCCGCAAUCAUGCACCAGCCCGCGCUCGCACACCAACCCGCACUCGCACACCAAGUCUCGCUUGCGCUCGUGCACCUGUCGCCGGAGGCGACGGCGGGAGGGAAGGAGAGGCGAUGGCGAGGAGGAGGGAGAGGCGACGGCGGGGAGGAGGGAGAGGCGGGGGCGGGGAGGAGGGAGAGGCGGCGGCGGGGAGGAGGGAGAGGCGACGGCGGGGAGGAGGGAGAGGCGACGGCGGGGAGGAGGGAGAGGCGACGGCGGGGAGGAGGGAAACGCGACGGCGGGGAGGAGGGAGAGGCGACGGCGGGGAGGAGGGAUACGCGACGGCGGGGAGGAGGGAUACGCAACGGCGGGGAGGAGGGAAAGGCGACGGCGGGGAGGAGGGAGAGGCGACGGAGGGGAGGAGGGAGAGGCGACGGUGAGGAGGAGGGAGAGGCGACGGCGGGUAGGAAGGAGAGGCGACGGCGGGUGGAAGGGAGAGAGGACGGCGUGGUGGGAAAGAAAGGAUGGCGGGGUGGAGGUAGAGAUUAUGACGAGGUGGGUGGUGGGAGAAAGAGGCAAGAGGUGGGUGGGUUUGUCACGUGA